AGAGUUUAGAGCGAGUUGGUGAUCGACCAGUUGAGAUGGAACGGACCUGUCUUCUACUCUUGCUGUUGAGUACACUGGUAUACUGUCGCCUCGGACAAGGUGGAGAUCUCUCCUUUCCAGCCUCUCUGAGUGUCAGUCCUGACAGAUCUCAGUUCUUUGAAUAUGAGUCUGUCUCUCUGAGCUGUGAGGUUCAGGGGAACUCUGCUAGAUGGAGAGUGGUGAGGAACACAUCGAGAGGAAUCCUUUCAGAGUGUAGUACUGACUGGGGAAAACAACAGGGGUCUUCAUGCAUCAUGUUGCUAAUACCAUCAGACAGUGGAGUGUACUGGUGUGAGUCUGGGUCUGGACAACACAGCCAUGCUGUCAACAUCACAGUACAUGCUGGUGCUGUGAUCCUGGAGAGCCCUGCCCUUCCUGUGACUGAGGGAGAUUCUGUGACUCUGCGCUGCAGAUAUCAGGGAACUCCCUCUGACCUCACAGCUGAUUUCUACAAAGAUGGAUCCCUCAUCAGGAAUGAGACUACAGGAAAUAUGACCAUCAAUGCAGUAUCCAAGUCAGAUGAAGGACACUACAAGUGUAACACCUCUGAAGGAGAAUCACCAGAGAGCUGGAUGACUGUGACAGAUCUCUCUCUUCCAGCCUCUCUGAUUGUCAGUCCUGACAGACCUCAGUUCUUUGAAUAUGAGUCUGUCUCUCUGAGCUGUGAGGUUCAGGGGAACUCUGUUAGAUGGAGAGUGGUGAGGAACACAUCGAGAGGAAUCCUUUCAGAGUGUAAUACUGACUGGGGAAAACAACAGGGGUCUUCAUGCAUCAUGUUGCUAAUACCAUCAGACAGUGGAGUGUACUGGUGUGAGUCUGGGUCUGGACAACACAGCCAUGCUGUCAACAUCACAGUACAUGAUGGAGCUGUGAUCCUGGAGAGCCCUGCCCUUCCUGUGACUGAGGGAGAUUCUGUGACUCUGCGCUGCAGACAUCAGGGAACUCCCUCUGACCUCACAGCUGAUUUCUACAAAGACGGAUCCCUCAUCAGGACUGAGACUACAGGAGAGAUGACCAUCCCUGCAGUAUCCAAGUCAGAUGAAGGACUCUACAAGUGUAACAACUCCAGCUCUAAAGGAGAAUCACCAUGGAGCUGGAUGACUGUGACAGUUCUCUCUCCUCCAGCCUCUCUGAGUGUCAGUCCUGACAGAUCUCAGUUCUUUGAAUAUGAGUCUGUCACUCUGAGCUGUGAGGUUCAGGGGAAUUCGACUGGAUGGAGAGUGGUGAGGAACACAUCGAGAGGAAUCCUUUCAGAGUGUAAUACUGACUGGGGAACCAACAAGGGUCUUCAUGCAUCGUGUUGCUAAUACCAUCAGACAGUGGAGUGUACUGGUGUGAGUCUGGGUCUGGACAACACAGCAAUGCUGUCAACAUCACAGUACCUGCUGCAGGUCCAUCUCCCAUUCCAUCUCCAGCAGUCCCAGUGUUGUCCAUGUCUCUACCCAGGCUGCUGUGUAGUCUACUGGUGGGGUCUCCCUACCUGCUGGUGACCAUCAUACUGCUGGUGAAAGGCUGCAGGAGCAGGGCUCAAGGGGAAACCAGGAUACCCAGGAAGACCAACCAAGACCAGUUAGGUGAUCAUGUUGAAGAAGAGUGAGGCUGAGAUCACCUGAUCACCAUAACAACCAUCAGAAUGGAACUCAUGGAAUUCUAAUAUAGAACUGUGAGUCACAAUGCUGUAUGUUGUUACAUUGUAGCUCCACCUGCUGGAACAAUAGUGGCAUUUGAUCUAAUGUGAUCUAUUAACUGAUACAUGUAUUAUUCUGAUUGGAAUGUGUUUUAAUAUAAUGUGUGUUGUAUUAUUCAUUCAGCAGCUGUCCAUUAACAUCAGUCAUAUACUGGUCAUAUACUGUGUAGCAUUAUGGUUGAUACAUUGUCAAUGCCUUCACUUCUCAUGUCUAUACAGAUCAACUGAUAGGUGUUGUGGUUCAGGCAUUAUUGUCACAGGUUCAGUAUAAUGUUAUACCGUUACAUGUUACAGAGAUAGAAAACAUACAGGAGAGGAGAAUUCACUUAUUAUAAUUAUUUACUUUAUUUUCCCAUUUUGGUCUCAUUAUGUUAUUUUGUUUAAACAUGAAACUAAUGUAGUCCUUUUGUUUUAUUGUGGUUGUUUUGUGCAAAACCAUUAUUUUUCAUUUAAUCAUCUAGCUAAGAUUUUGCUUUUGUCUUUGUAGCAUAUAGAGUUAAAUAAAUU
Molecule: messenger RNA, 2233 nt
Organism: Oncorhynchus masou masou (cherry salmon)
Lineage: Eukaryota; Metazoa; Chordata; Actinopteri; Salmoniformes; Salmonidae
Product: Fc receptor-like protein 5
Exons: 10
Coding region: 36-1346 (436 amino acids)
Biological process (GO): cell surface receptor signaling pathway
Cellular component (GO): plasma membrane
Molecular function (GO): transmembrane signaling receptor activity
Source: RefSeq, a predicted model, not a curated record